Ictidomys tridecemlineatus (thirteen-lined ground squirrel) is the source of this 1926-nucleotide messenger RNA. RefSeq names its product UDP-GlcNAc:betaGal beta-1,3-N-acetylglucosaminyltransferase 8 (gene B3gnt8). Gene Ontology annotation, biological process: protein O-linked glycosylation; poly-N-acetyllactosamine biosynthetic process. Gene Ontology annotation, molecular function: protein N-acetylglucosaminyltransferase activity. Gene Ontology annotation, cellular component: Golgi membrane. The record is from RefSeq and is a predicted model, not a curated record. NCBI's taxonomy places the organism in Eukaryota, Metazoa, Chordata, Mammalia, Rodentia, Sciuridae.
AGCUCCCGCCCUGGCUGGGCUGGGCUGGGCUGGGCUGGGCUGGCAGCCUGACGACACUCAGGCAGGGGCAGCACCGAGAAAACCUGACCAGAGGCCCGGCCGCGCCGGAGCUGGUGGGAGCCAGACCAAAAGCUCCCUCGGCUGCCCCUUCCCUGGGCCAGGUCAUGCGCUGCCCCAAGUGUCUGCUCUGCCUGUCAGCAUUGCUCACGCUCCUGGGCCUCAAAGUGUACAUCGAGUGGACCUCCGAAUCCCGGCUUAGCAAGGCCUACCCAGGACCCCGGGGUACACUGUCAGGCCCCACAUCAGCCAGCACUGAGCCCACCCUGCCUGCCAACCUCUCAGCCCGCCUGGGCCAGACUGGCCCACUGCCUUCAGCUUAUUGGAACCAGCAGCAGUGGCGGCUGAGAGCCCUGCCCAGUGAGAACAGUGCUGAGGCAGGGGGCUGCCAGGCUUGGGGAGCUGCUGCUGCUGCUGAGAUCCCAGACUUCACCUCCUACCCUGAGGACCUCCGUCGCUUCUUGCUGUCAGCAGCCUGCCGGAGCUUCCCACAGUGGCUGCCUGAAGGCAGCCAAGUAGCCAGCUGCUCAGACACUAACGUCCCCUUCCUGCUGUUGGCUGUCAAGUCGGAACCAGGACGCUUUGCAGAACGACAGGCCGUGAGGGAGACGUGGGGCCGUCCAGCUCCUGGGAUUCGGAGGCUUUUCCUGCUGGGGUCCCCAGUGGGUGAGGGGGGGCCCGACCUGCGCUCACUGGUGGCCUGGGAGAGCCGUCGCUACAAUGACCUGCUGCUCUGGGAUUUCCUUGACGUCCCCUACAACCGGACGCUCAAAGACCUGCUGUUGCUGGCCUGGCUGGGCCACCACUGUCCGGAGGUGAAUUUUGUCCUGCAAGCUCAGGACGAUGCUUUUGUACACAUGCCCGCCCUGCUGGAUCACCUGCAGGCCCUACCGCCCACCUGGGCCCGAAGUCUCUACCUGGGUGAGGUCUUCACCCAGGCCAAGCCCCUCAGGAAGCCUGGGGGACCCUUCUAUGUGCCCGGGUCCUUCUUUGAAGGUGGUUACCCAGCCUAUGCGAGCGGGGGUGGCUACGUCAUCGCGGGGCGCCUGGCUCCUUGGCUGCUGCAGGCGGCAGCCCGCGUGGCACCCUUCCCGUUCGAUGAUGUCUACACAGGCCUUUGCUUCCGAGCCCUGGGUCUAGUGCCACGGACACACCCAGGCUUCCUCACAGCCUGGCCGGCAGACCGCACCACAGACCCCUGUACACUCCGAGACCUGCUGCUGGUGCGGCCCCUCAGCCCCCAGGACAGCAUUCGGCUCUGGAGACAGCUGCAGGAGCUGCAGCCGCAGUGCUGAGCCUCUUGAGGAGAAGGGGCUAACCUGGUCUGCCCCCGCCCCCAGGCCUUGGUGUGAGGGUGCAGGUCCUGGAUCUUGGACUGCUUGAGCCACUCCUGGGCACUCUCUGUCCAGGGGACUGGACAGAAAGGAUGAGGCAACAGCUUGUUUUUGUCUACCUUUUGUUUUUGAAAAAUAUGUACUCCCCACUCUGAGGCCUCAAAUGGUUUUUGCAUUUGUGGGGCCGCGGGGUGCAACGAAGCAGAGCUCAGCUGCUCUUGGACCUUCACUGUAGACACACCCCUUCCUGGAGUGGCAGAUCUGAUAGGUAUCCUGGUCUCUUUACUGGACACUAAGCUUGAGCUAUCCCAUGGGAGAGCAGAGGACCAUCUCUGGAGGGCCUCCCACCACCCCAGCCAUCUGCCAAACCUGACCCUCCAGCCUGUGGAAGUUGCAGGGGAAGCAAAUAUCUCAACAGCAUUGUCCUUACAUAUCUAAUGUGUAGAAGCCGGGUGUGUCCCAGAUUAGUCAUGUUGGACCCUCCCCUGAUCCCCAAACUCCAGGUAACAGAGACCAGAGGUGCUGAAGAGCUACA